CGCGUGUGUGUGUGUGUGUGUGUGUGACACACACAGAGAGAGAGAGAGAGAGAGAGAGAGAGAGAGAGAGAGAGAGAGAGAGAGGGGUGGUCUCCAGAAGCAAGGUGAGAGAGAGAGAGAGAGAGAGAGAGAGAGAGAGAGAGAGGCGUUGCAAGGAAGGCCUCGAAAGGUAGCUGACCAGGGCGACCUAUAUAUAAACACUCAGAUCCACACAACGCACGCAUGUACACGCACAGACAUACCCAGAUAGAUAGAUCGUUGGGUAGGUACACACACACACACACACACACAUAGACACACACACAGACAGAGAGAGAGAGAGAGAGAGAGAGAGAGAGAGAGAGAGAGAGAGAGAGAGAGGGGUAGAGGUCACCGUGAUGAUGGUGACGAUGAGGGUAGGUGGUAUCCGGGGGACGUAUGACAAGACCGGGUUUGAUCAAACGAGUAUGGGCAUCACAGCGAUAGCCAUAAGCCUUGUGCUUGUCCUGUCCAGCCAGACGGCCUGCGCGAGGCUAAUUCUACGUGACCCCUUUCCCCUUCAUUUGGGCGGRSUGGAGCUCGAAGCUWGGCUCGAUCGACGAGAUGCUCUMUUAUCCGAGACCUUUGCACCUCCCAACGGGAGYGACAGUUCUACUUACUACUCCGUUGCCGACUACAAUACGAGUGUCGAUGAGAAGCGCAUAACCACUCUUCCCGGCUUCACCGGCCGCAUUCCGUCUCCUCACUACGCGGGCUACGUCCAUCUCAUCCCGAAGCGAAGUCUGCAUCAGAACCUGGACCCGAAUCCGGACCCGGUGAGCAACAAUUUCACAACAGCAACGCCGUCCACAGAUCCCGUUGUGAAAUCCUUUUUCUAUUACUUCGUAGAGUCGGAGAGGUCACCGACAACAGAUCCCGUUGUUUUGUGGCUGAACGGAGGGCCAGGAUGCUCCUCCAUGUUUGGAUUCGCAAUGAUCAACGGCCCUUUCCGGUUUGCAAAGCCAUCGAAAAGCGAAUCGCAGCAAUCACAGCAUCUGCUGCCAAAGCUGUCCGUUAAUCCAUUCUCUUGGAGCAAAGUAGCGAAUAUGAUCUAUCUGGACUCCCCAUUCGGAGUGGGACUGUCGCUGGGACCGCUGCAAGAGAACGACGGGUGGCCGGACGAUUCAUCGAUGCUGGACGACUGGCAGACGUCACUGGAUCUGCAUGCAGUCAUGCUUGCAUGGGUGAAAGCUCAUCCCUCCUUCAGGUCGAACCCGAUCUACCUGGCGGGGGAAUCGUACGCGGGAGUGUACAUCCCGAUGCUCGCGAUGAAGAUCGUCGAGGGCACCGACAACAAUCACCACCUCCUGCCUCAUCUCAACUUGAAAGGGUACUUGAUCGGCAAUGGCGUGGCAGAGGCCGAGGAAGCGCUGGGGUUCGAGAGCGUGGGAAGGGUUGAGGCGGCCCGGGGGCUGUCGCUCAUCACAGAGGAGAUGUACAGGUGGGUGACGAUUGCGUGCGGCGGCUCCAGGCAGGUCAUGGCUGACAGCUGGCGUGCUUCCAAUUCUUGUCGCUCUGCUGCCAAGGCCUUCGCUUACCUCUUCCUCGGGUAUACCACCUUUCGUAGGGUAGAUAUAUACAACACCCUAGGGCCUUGUGAGAGUGAUCUUUGGCCCAGCUUCACGGCCUACCACGACGUUAUGUCUAGCAUCUCUAGAAACAUGUCUCGUCGCAACCUGACCAACCCGGCUGACGUCGUAGAUCCCGACAACGUAAUGAAUCUGCUCUUAGAUCGCCUGACGUCUUAUCCCUCUUCAAAUGGGUCUCGUUUCUGUGAUGACCAUGAUUGGCUAGGAGCUUGGUUCAACAACGCCCAGGUCAGGACUGCCAUAAACGUCCCACCUGUGGCAGAGAUAGGCAACUGGACUUCGUGCUCAGAUCUUAUCCACUUGCUUUACUGGCAAAACGGCGGCAAUAUGGUGCCAAUUCACCGGAAAUUGACAUCCAAGUACGGGCUGCGGGUGCUGAUCUACAGUGGAGAUCACGACCUUGUGGUCCCCACAACGGCUAGCGAGGCUUGGCUUCGCUACCUUGGCUAUGGCGAGGCGUUCCCAGGGGCGCUACUGAUGGAGAGAUGGAGGGUAGGAGAUCGAACGGCCGGUUUCGUGCAGUACUACGAGAAGAACCUGACGUUUGCAACCGUGCUUGGGGCCGGCCAUGCCGCGCCCAAAGACAAGCCGGCAGAGGCCUUCGAACUCUUCAGCUCUUGGAUCGAUAAAUCGGGCAAGAUAGGCAACUGGACUUCGUGCUCAGAUCUUAUCCACUUGCUUUACUGGCAAAACGGCGGCAAUAUGGUGCCAAUUCACCGGAAAUUGACAUCCAAGUACGGGCUGCGGGUGCUGAUCUACAGUGGAGAUCACGACCUUGUGGUCCCCACAACGGCUAGCGAGGCUUGGCUUCGCUACCUUGGCUAUGGCGAGGCGUUCCCAGGGGCGCUGCUGAUGGAGAGAUGGAGGGUAGGAGAUCGAACGGCCGGUUUCGUGCAGUACUACGAGAAGAACCUGACGUUUGCAACCGUGCUUGGGGCCGGCCAUGCCGCGCCCAAGGACAAGCCGGCAGAGGCGUUCGAAUUCUUCAGCUCUUGGAUCGAUAAAUCGGGCAGUUUUAAACACUAAAAGAAGCUAUUUCGUCUGCGAGCAGGAGGGUACUAUAGGCCUACUAUAGGGGAAGUGAGGGGGGGGGGGGGGGGGGGGGGGGGGGGGGGGGGAGGGAGGGGAAGCGGGGGGGAGGGGUGGCAGCGGGCACGGACAGGGGUUCCUCUGGCCACUCUGAGAAGCGGCAACAUGGUCCAAUUAUAAAGCUAUUGGGCCUCGCUCCACUACUCUCCCAAUCUGCAAAAUGAGAGUGAAUCUUCCGCUAGAACAUGGGAAGUUACACUGCCAUGGGUUUUGAGGUUUGCGCAUGUGGAGAGUAGCCGAGCGAUGCCCACAGAGG
Chara braunii is the source of this 2952-nucleotide messenger RNA. NCBI's taxonomy places the organism in Eukaryota, Viridiplantae, Streptophyta, Charophyceae, Charales, Characeae. The record is from the annotation of a GenBank genome assembly.